Lutzomyia longipalpis is the source of this 1818-nucleotide messenger RNA. Its product is annotated as adenosine deaminase 2-like. Gene Ontology annotation, molecular function: adenosine deaminase activity. Gene Ontology annotation, biological process: adenosine catabolic process; inosine biosynthetic process. The coding region runs from base 31 to 1578 and encodes 515 amino acids. The record is from RefSeq and is a predicted model, not a curated record. The transcript has 4 exons. Lineage: Eukaryota; Metazoa; Arthropoda; Insecta; Diptera; Psychodidae.
ACAAAUUUUUCUUUCCGUGUACUCACAGGAAUGUUGAAGGGAGCUUUUUUCAUUUUCUUCUCUGCUACUUUCUGUGCUUUUCUCGUGGAACCAAAAAGUCUGCCUGAUGGGAAAAAUUCAUCAAUUCUACAGCACGAAUUUACACGGAAUGCCGUUAAAGACUUUGAGGAUCGCAUCCGUAUGGGCUCCUUCUUUUUAGAGGAAGACGAAAUUCGCGCUGAUGAGAUCGUUAGAGCUUUCAAGAUGGAAGAAAUUGUUGCAGGAAUGCACAAUUCAUCAAAUUUCCUGCCUUCUCAUCACUUCUUCCGCGUCAAGGAGAAGAUUGAGAAGAGCAAAGUCUUCAAAUUAAUUCAAAAAAUGCCCAAAGGAGCGAUUCUUCAUGCACAUCUCAGUGCUAUGGUGUCCUCAGAGUGGCUCCUCAAGAAUGUAACUUACCGCGAAGGAGCAAUAAUUUAUACAAAUUCCAAAAAUAUCAAAAAAUUUACAUUUCAACGCCCCGAUCCUCCUCAAGAAUGGGCCUAUUUGUCGAAUUUGAGGGAUUCUGCAGACAAUGUGACAGCCUUUGAUGAGUGGCUGGAGUCAAAGUUUAAUCUCUACACUCCAAAUCCGGAAACAGACUACCCGGAUAUUGAUGUAGUGUGGACGAGGUUUGAGAAUAUGUUUACUGCAACAUCUGAGCUCAUUAGGUACGUCCCUGUCUUCAAGGAUUAUGUCUACCAGAUGCUUGAAGAGCUUGAUGCCGACAAUGUGAUGUACGCAGAAUUCAGGACAAGCUUUGGGGAUCUCUACGAUGAAUCAGGGAAGAUCUACAGUGCAAUUGAGCACGCGCAGAUCCUCAUUGAGGUCAUUGAGGACUUCAAGAAGGAUCAUCCGAAUUUCUUUGGGGCAAAAGCAAUUUUUACGGGCAAUAGAAAUCGCUUAGCUGAAGGCUCUGAAAGGGAUAUAAAAGUCUUCAUGAUCCUGAAGGAACGUUUCCCCAAUUUUAUUGUUGGAUUCGAUAUAGCAGCUCAAGAGAAAAUUCACAAUACUAAUUUAGAAUCCAUCAGUGCCCUAAAAGGAAUGCAGAAAGGCACAAAAUUCUUCUUCCAUGCAGGAGAGACGAACUGGUACGGCACAGGCGUGGAUGAGAAUCUCAUUGAUGCCAUUCUACUGAACACAACGAGAAUUGGCCAUGGGUACGCCCUGAUCAAGCACCCCUACCUGCUGGACGUGGUGAAGAAGAAGCGGAUUGGAAUUGAAGUUAAUCCCAUUUCCAAUCAAGUCCUGCACCUCGUCUACGACCUGCGGAACCAUCCGGCGAGCUACUACCUCUCCCAAGGACUCGCCGUGACCAUUUCCAGCGACGAUCCUGGCUUUUGGAAUGCAAAGGGGGUCAACUAUGACUUCUACUACGCCUUCAUGGCCAUUGCUCCGGCCGACGCGGGCUUGGAGACGCUCAAGAAAUUCGCCUGGACGUCGCUUGAGCAAAGUGUCCUGACGGAGCGAGAGUGGAUGAAGGUGUCGGAUAUGUUCCACGAGCAAUGGAAAGCCUUCAUUGAGGAUGUUUCGCAGGAUCAAUCGGCCGCUGCAGCUGCAUGACAUCGCCUCGUUGCCCCGUGAAUCCGCAGGAAGCCCACACAACUCCUGCUGAUCUGCUCGAAGCACCUCCUGAAUCCAUGAUCGCCCGUCUCGAAGUAUGGAUCGAGAAUUACAUUAUCCCUCUCGCUGUCGUACCUCCCCAGCAGCUCAAUCUUGGCUGUUGCAUCUGCUGGGGCCAUGCGUUGCAGAUCUUCCACAUUCCUGGGAUCCAUUCCGAAAAUAAAAUCAAAUCUAUAAAAA